AUGUCGAAUUUAUCAAAACUUGAAUUUGUGGCACUUGACAUUUCUGGAAAGAAUUAUUUGUCAUGGGUACUUGAUGCUGAAAUUCACCUUACCGCUAAGGAUUUUGGUGAUAGUAUAAUCGAAGGAAAUACGGCAUCAAGUUUGAAAGGGAGGUAUGACCACCUCAAGGCAACAGUAUUGCCAAGGGCUCGUUAUGAGUGGAUAUACUUACGGUUUCAAGAUUAUAAAACUCAAUAUCGUGAAAAGGGUUUUCAGAAAUACUCUGAAUUGAUCUCAUACCUUCUGGUGGCUGAGCAACAUAAUGAUCUUUUGAUGAAAAAUCAUGAAGCCCGCCCCGCUAGAAGUGCUCCAUUACAGGAGGCACACACGGUUGAUGCACACGGCCAGAAAGGAAAUAAAGGUGGCGCCUCCUCUUCUAAAGCCCGAGUAGAGUCACAUUUGACUCUCAAAGAUGAUAUUCAGGUAGGAUCUUCUCAAAAAUAUAAUGAGAAUGUUGAGGCAAACUUAGCAUUGAAAGAUGAUGCUUUUGAUGAGCUGGAUGAUAUUACUCAUCUGGAAGCUGAGGACUUCUUUGGGGAUCACAAUUGA
Messenger RNA from Solanum pennellii, 588 nucleotides. RefSeq lists its product as uncharacterized. The transcript has 4 exons. Bases 1 to 588 code for a protein of 195 amino acids. Lineage: Eukaryota; Viridiplantae; Streptophyta; Magnoliopsida; Solanales; Solanaceae. The record is from RefSeq and is a predicted model, not a curated record.